AUGGUUCCUGGCACCUCAAAAGCCGACGAUUAUGCGUAUGCUGUGCGACCCAAAGCCAAAGUAGAGUACGCCGAGAACGACUUCCGCGAGCAUACGACAGUAUUAGAGUCCACUUUUGCUAUAGGCUACCAGCAGCUGUGGCUGUUCGCCCUUGGGAGAUUUCCGCAGAUGAGCAGCGUGACCACUCUAAUGGAAUCCGACCAAGGCCGGCCAAAGGCAACGACUCGGAAUCCGCUGUUAUGGAAAACAUUUGGACAGCUUGUCGCUCGUGUCGGUUUCAGAGGCGAGCAGAUCGAUCGAAACGAGAUGGCUUGA
Messenger RNA from Ramularia collo-cygni, 315 nucleotides. RefSeq lists its product as uncharacterized. Bases 1 to 315 code for a protein of 104 amino acids. The record is from RefSeq and is a predicted model, not a curated record. NCBI's taxonomy places the organism in Eukaryota, Fungi, Ascomycota, Dothideomycetes, Mycosphaerellales, Mycosphaerellaceae. The transcript is spliced from 4 exons.